AUGUUCUUCUUCCUGCUCAACCUGGCCCUCACUGACCUGGGCUCCAUCUGCACCACUGUCCCCAAAGCCAUGCACAAUUCCCUCUGGGACACCAGGAACAUCUCCUACACAGGAUGUGCUGUUCAGCUCUUUUUCUUUUUGUUCUUCAUCUCAGCAGAGUUUUCCCUGCUGACCAUCAUGUGCUAUGACCGCUACGUGUCCAUCUGCAAACCCCUGCACUACGGGACCCUCCUGGGCAGCAGAGCUUGUGCCCACAUGGCAGCAGCUGCCUGGGCCAGUGCCUUUCUCACUGCUCUCAUGCAAACGGCCAAUACAUUAUCCCUGCCCCUGUGCCAUGGCAAUGCCCUGGGCCAGUUCUUCUGUGAGGCGCCCCAAAUCCUCAAGCUCUCCUGCUUCAAAUCCUAUCUCAGGGAAUUUGGGCUCAUUGCAGUUAGUGUCUGUUUAGGACUCGGAUGUUGUGUGUUUAUUGUUUUCUCCUAUGUGCAGAUCUUCAGGGCUGUGCCUAGGAUCCCCUCUGAGCAGGGACGGCACAAAGCCUUUUCCACCUGCCUCCCUCACCUGGCUGUGGUAUCUCUCUUCCUCAGCGCUGGAACAUUUGCCUACUUGAAGCCCCCCUCCAUCUCCUCCCCAUCCCUGGAUCUGGCCCUGUCAGUUCUGUACUCAGUUGUGCCUCCAGCCCUGAACCCCCUCAUCUACAGCCUGAGGAACCAGGAGCUUAAGGCUGCAGUGUGGAGACUCAUGACUGGAUGCUUUCAGGAACAUUGAGACUGCUGCCUAACUUCUGCAAAUCACUUGGAAUAAAAGUCAUCAUUGA
Motacilla alba alba is the source of this 814-nucleotide messenger RNA. RefSeq names its product olfactory receptor 14J1-like. The transcript has a single exon. Lineage: Eukaryota; Metazoa; Chordata; Aves; Passeriformes; Motacillidae. Gene Ontology annotation, biological process: G protein-coupled receptor signaling pathway. The coding region runs from base 1 to 765 and encodes 254 amino acids. The record is from RefSeq and is a predicted model, not a curated record. Gene Ontology annotation, cellular component: membrane. Gene Ontology annotation, molecular function: G protein-coupled receptor activity; olfactory receptor activity.